Nilaparvata lugens (brown planthopper) is the source of this 1455-nucleotide messenger RNA. RefSeq names its product gastrula zinc finger protein XlCGF57.1-like. Gene Ontology annotation, molecular function: RNA polymerase II cis-regulatory region sequence-specific DNA binding; DNA-binding transcription factor activity. Gene Ontology annotation, biological process: regulation of transcription by RNA polymerase II. The transcript has 6 exons. The annotation marks the transcript as partial. The record is from RefSeq and is a predicted model, not a curated record. NCBI's taxonomy places the organism in Eukaryota, Metazoa, Arthropoda, Insecta, Hemiptera, Delphacidae.
UAUGAGAACAAGAAGUAGAGCAAUUCUUGGAUUUGUGUUUUGAAAUUAGCGGUAAACUUGAUUUCUACAAAGAAUAAAGAUGGCGGUCUAGGUGCACUCAAGUUGGUCUUGGUGCCAUGUAAAAUGCAUGUUUAGAUUGGAAGAUACCUUUCUAUAUAUUUUCUGUUCUGUGGUGUCCAAGUGAUUUUGCAAAUCUUGGCUUGGAUUGUUGGCUGGUAGUGCAAUCUAAUAUUAUUAUAGUUUAGUAGUUUAUUUUAUUUUGGCACAAUAUUCAUUUGGAUAAAAAAUACUAGAAUGGAGUCAGAAAUCAAGGAAGAAAUUAAAGCAUUCCUGAAUGCUCCAAUGGAUAUUGGCAGAAGCGCCCAUGAAUUAUCCAUGAAGGCUGAAUUAGACUAUGAGAAUCAGUCAAAAAUGUCCACAUGUGACCAGAGAACAGACAGCCAAUCACCAGUCUCAGAGCACAAUUCAUUGAGUGGAGAAUCAGAUUCCAGGUUGACUAAGGCCAUUGAUAAAGAAGUGUGUGGUGUUAGAAUAGCUGAAGUUGUAUCAUUAAGGUUGGAGGAUUCGUUUGAAGGCUGCAAUCAACAGAAGUUAUGUCCAUACCAGAUGGCAACAGUUACUGUUAAAAAGGAGGAGGAGAAGGAGGAGGAGGAGGAUAGCAGCCAGCAACCAGCUGCAGUGGAAGAUGAUUGCAGCCAACAACAUUAUCUAAUCCCUGGCUACAACAUGAUCUUCAUCAAAGAGGAUGCAUAUGACGAGCAAGAGGCUGAAGAAAGUGCAGUGAAGAGCGAACCAGAGAUGUGGCCUUCAAACUGCAGCACAUCUGGCCGAGACUAUGCAACAGAAGUGGGUGGACUGAAUGAGCAUUCAAUCUCUCCAGUGGAAAAGUGCACUGAGUCAUCUGUGGCUGGCAAAAAAACCAAGCUCUACAACUGUGCUCACUGUAGCUAUAAAACACCAAGGUUCACUGAUUUGAAGACACACAUUAGAAAACACACUGGGGAAAAACCUUUCAGAUGCGAGUUUUGUGAAUAUAAAUGUGCUGAUUCAAGUGGUUUUAGAAAACAUAUCAGAACUCAUACAGGAGAAAAACCUUUCAGCUGCAAGUUUUGUGAAUACAAAAGUGCUGAGUUAGGUAGUUUGAAAACACAUAUCAGAACACAUACUGGAGAAAAACCAUUCAGCUGCAAGUUUUGUGAUUACAAAAGUGCUCAGCUAGGUCAUUUGAAGGUACACAUUAGAAAACACACUGGAGAAAAACCUUUCAGCUGCGAAUUUUGUGUUUUCAAAAGUGCUAGGUUGGAUGAUUUGAAAGCACAUAUCAGAACACAUACUGGAGAAAAACCUUUCAGCUGCAAAUUUUGUGUUUUUAGAAGUGCUAGGUUAGGUGAUUUGAAAGUACAUAUCAGAUCACAUACUGGAGAAAAACCUUUCAGCUGUAAGUUUUGUGACUAC